AUGCCAGCAGAGAAGCGGACGCUUCGCUCUAACCGGUCAGACGCCUCGGCGGAUGGCGAGAAACCCCGUUCGAACUCGCAGAGCUCUAGCUCCAACAAAGAUAAAGCUGCUCCGACUCGCUCGGCGGCGUCACGAGGCAAGGCAGCGCCAGCCAGGAAACCGGCCUCAGGCUCAAAAAAGGCCACGCCCGAGGGCUCUGAUGCUGUCGAAAAUGGUGUGAACGGUCCCGAGGACGUGCAGAUGAGUGAAGAGCAUUUGAACGGCUCUGUAUCACCCAAGCAGCGCGACGACAACGACGGCGACGAAGAGAUGACUGUUGUUGUUCCUCCGUCAAAAGCUUCAAGACUGUCGGGAGAGCCUGAGAAGAGCCGCAGCGAGUCUAAGAUGGACACAGAUCAGGACGAGGAUGUUCAGCAGGAUGAAGUGGUUGAUCCGGCUGAGAAAGCGAAGUCUGAUAUCCGGACAAAUUUCACAUUACUCGAGAGGGCUGUGAUGCAUUUUGAUCUACGCUUCACCCUUAGGGUACUGCGAACAAUCUCAUCUAUGCGUAAACACCUGUCUGCAGACCUACUCGCCAGUGUUAUCACAUCUGCCUAUCAGCGUUCGGAUCCUACCGCUUCCUUCCUUCUGGCAGCCCUUGAUAGACAGUCUGCUUUUGAUAAUGUUACCGAAGAUAUUGAUAUGGAAGAUGCCUCGGACAUGAAAUCGUCAGCUACGCCCGCCACAAAGACAGUCGCUUCAUCCAAAGAAACCCUGCCCGAGAUCGACGUCUAUCUUUCCAUUCUGGUUCAGAUUCACCUGUAUGAUGCAAAACGUACAGAGAAAGGUGCUCAGUUCUCGCAGAAGCUGGUCGAGAAGCUGAGGACGCAUAACCGAAGGACUCUGGACUGUUUGGCUGCUCGAGUGUACUUUUAUUAUUCUCUCUUUUUCGAACAGCUAAAACCGCUUCCGCCUUCACCGACUGCAGCCGUCAUAUCCAUCAGACCUUCGCUCCUUGCAGCUCUCCGGACCGCCGUUCUUCGUAAAGACACCGACAUUCAGGCAACCGUCACUACUCUCUUGCUUCGCAACUACCUGUCUACCUCCCACAUCUCCCAAGCCGAUCUCUUCAUCUCUCACUCCGAAUUCCCCGUCGGUGCAUCCAACAACCAGAUUGCUCGAUAUCUCUACUAUCUAGGUCGGAUCCGAGCUAUCCAGCUGCGCUAUACCGACGCACACCAACAUCUGGUGGGCGCCACCCGGAAGUCCCCGUCGACUCUAAGCGCGGGUGGCUUCUACCAGGCAUCGAUGAAGCUACUUGUUGUCGUCGAGCUGCUCAUGGGAGACAUACCUGACCGUGCCAUCUUCCGCCAGGCAGCUCUCGAGCGAGCAAUGCAUCCUUACUUCUUGCUCGUACGAGCCGUCAGCGUGGGUGAUCUCGACGGCUUCCAGAAGAUUGUCCAGACCUACGGCCCCGUCUUCCGAAAGGACAGCACGUACACACUUAUUCUACGACUACGACAGAACGUCAUAAAGACCGGUAUACGCAUGAUGUCGUUGUCAUACACUCGUAUCUCCCUACGUGACAUCUGCCUUCGUCUCGGCUUGGAUAGUGAGGAGUCUGCCGAGUACAUUGUCGCAAAGGCUAUAAGGGACGGUGUUAUCGAGGCAUCGUUGGACCAUGAGAAGGGCUACAUGAAGAGCAAGGACAUUGGCGACGUGUACGCUACCCAGGAGCCGGGAGAGGUCUUCCACGAGCGUAUCCAAGCUUGUCUUGGCCUCCAUGACGAGAGUGUCAAGGCAAUGAGGUUCCCCAUGAACCAGCACCGUCUUGAGCUGAAGAACGCCCAGGAGGCCCGCGAGCGAGAGAGGGAGCUGGCCAAGGAGAUUGUGGAGGGAGACAUGGACGACGAUGACGCCGGUGGCGACUUCGAGGGUAUCUAG
Messenger RNA from Trichophyton rubrum CBS 118892, 1923 nucleotides. Its product is annotated as proteasome regulatory particle lid subunit RPN3. Gene Ontology annotation, biological process: ubiquitin-dependent protein catabolic process; regulation of protein catabolic process. Bases 1 to 1923 code for a protein of 640 amino acids. The transcript is spliced from 3 exons. The record is from RefSeq and is a predicted model, not a curated record. Gene Ontology annotation, molecular function: enzyme regulator activity. Lineage: Eukaryota; Fungi; Ascomycota; Eurotiomycetes; Onygenales; Arthrodermataceae. Gene Ontology annotation, cellular component: proteasome complex; proteasome regulatory particle, lid subcomplex.